Drosophila rhopaloa is the source of this 1631-nucleotide messenger RNA. It is a transcript of the gene RNF220, whose product is annotated as E3 ubiquitin-protein ligase RNF220. The transcript has a single exon. Gene Ontology annotation, biological process: protein ubiquitination. The record is from RefSeq and is a predicted model, not a curated record. Gene Ontology annotation, molecular function: metal ion binding; ubiquitin protein ligase activity. Lineage: Eukaryota; Metazoa; Arthropoda; Insecta; Diptera; Drosophilidae. The coding region runs from base 141 to 1364 and encodes 407 amino acids.
UGUGACCAUUUGCCACAGUACGAGAACGUAAGGAAUCGGCGUCGCGUGGCUUCGUCAGAUUAGCGAACAAAACAAUAUCCUUUUCCAAGUAGUAGCUCCCAUUUCUGUCCUAAGGAGUUCGCGGUGGACCCGAGGAAUCCAUGGCCACGGACACGGUGUCCAACGGCGAGAACUUCGCCCAGCAUUUAACUGGCAACGGCGAAGACGACGUGAUCUGUCCCACAUGCGACGUGAAGAUCAAGCGCAGUCAGGUGGCCGAUCACUGCCAAGUGGAGAUGGAGCGACUGCACAACCCGACCAGCGCUAGCAAUCCGUCGUCCCAGUCCGCCGGGUCAGCUGCAGCAUCCGCAACUCAGGGAUCCGGGUCGGGAGCGGGCGGCAGACAGCCAUGGAGUGUAUUCCAGAGAGUGCAGCGUAACCGGCAGGCCCGCCAGCGUCAGCGCACCAGGAAGCGUCCAGCGUCUCCCGGUCCACCAGCUUCCAAUUCUGCACCAGCUGCUCCAGUUCCAACUGCAGCUCCUCCGCCUCCUACUACAGCUCCUCCUCCUCCCCCAGUUGGUCCAGAGUCCAGUCAACCCACCUGUCCCGUGUGCAAUCACAACUUCCCGCAGUCCAACAUUCAAGACCAUGUCAACCACUGCCUGCGCCAGAGCCGUCGGAAUGGCCAGGCAAAUGGGGAGCGGCACUCAAGCGAGGACUCUGAGGACAGCGAGGAAUACGAGGAGUACGAGUGGGCAGGACAGAAGCGCAUUCGCGUGUCCACUCUCGUCCAGGGAGGCUACUCCGCCCUGGGCCUGGGCCAGACGAUCAAGUACAAUGGCAACCAGCAGGGGCAAGAGGAUGAGGACGAAGAUCUCAAUGUAGACGAGGACGAUACGCACAUUUACGGGCCAAAUCAGUACGGCGAGGGCGAUGUGAUUCCGCUGGUUAACGAUGACACAGAGGGCAAUGUUUCCGAGGCGGAUGUGACCAGCUAUGUGCGCCGUCUAAUCUCCUCUAGCGAUGGGCCAAAGGCCAAUCAUUCCAGCGAAGCCCUCGUGCAAGAGACUGCCACAACCAGCAACUUGGAGGCGUCACCGUCCAGGGAGGAGCCAUCCACGUCGCGGUCAACGCGUUCCGCUUCCCAGAAUCUGCUGCAGGUCAUCGAAUCGCUGAAGGCCAAGCUGCGGCUCUACGAGAAGCAGGCGCAGGGCAAGUACAAGUGCCUAAUCUGCAUCGACGACUACAAGAAUCCCGCCAUCUCCGUAUCCUGCUGGCACGUCCACUGCGAGCAGUGCUGGCUGCAGACCCUUGGGGCGCGCAAGCUGUGUCCACAGUGCAAUUCUAUCACCACGCCAAAGGACCUCCGACGCAUCUAUCUGUAGGCGUCCACAAUCGACUUGUUAUCCCCGCUGCCAAAUCGCUUGCUUUGCUCCUAGCGCAGCCGUCAUUGAUAACCCUAUACAUAUUAUUUAUAUAGAUAACAGAUACCGAUUAUGAUACGUGACAUUACAAUAAGCUUAACAUGUAACUAUUACAAUAAACCAUAGAAAAACAUCAGAUAUUUGUAAGGAAAGAACAAUGUUUCUGGUGAAAUUAGCAUGGAUAUAUGGAUGAAAUGUUUUAACGAAUAUAGGAAGCUGAAUUGUAAA